AUUCCCAAUCUGACUUUAGCCUAUCGGACUCCAGCAGUGAGAAGGAGAAGCCCCGCCCCCGGAGGCUGUCGCCAUGCCAACAGCCAGCUGGUUUCCCCUGUAAGGACUCCAGCGCUGCAGCAGCCAUCCCCAGCAGAGACCCGGCCAUAGGCGGCCGUCCAGGGAGAGACCUGUCUCCGUCCACCCAGAGGGAACAGGGGGAGGGCUGGGACCGUGAGCAGGCCAAGAGACUGGAAGAGAGGAACAAGUGGUUCGAGGGAGGGGUCCUUCUUAGUGAGAUGAGCAGCAGGUGGGACUCCAUGGAGCUGAAAAAGGGCAGUGUUCCCAUCCCGGUUAAUGAAGCCGUUGACUCUGAAGUCAACAAGAAAUGGACAGAGUUUGAGACCUCAUUCAGGGACGCAAGCGUCCAUUCUCUCAUUGGUGAACAGGCCUAUCAGUCAAAGUCUCCAGACAUGUCAGAGUCUCUAGUUAGCUCUCAGACUAAUCAGCCAUGCCCAGAUCAGGUCAACCAGACAUCAGUGACCUCCUCAGGCAUGGUUCUUCCCUCCGUAAAUAACCAGAUCCUUCAAACUAACCAGGCUGAAGCUCAGAAAGAGGUUGAAAGCGCCAUGGGGGUGGAUGUGGACAGUCCCUGCGGCCCUGGAGCUCCAUGUAGGGCCAAGCUGGAAGCCAUAGAAGUAGCCCAUCGAAAGGAGCUGCAGGCGCUGCAGGAGAAGCAUUCCAGGGAGAAGAGGGAGCUGCAGGAGGAGAGAGAUCAUAAGCUGCAGCAGGAGAGUCAGGCAGCUGCUAAGGCUCUGGAGGCGCUGAAAGCAGCUCACAGGGAGGAGUUGGAAAGAGAGGCAGCGAAGACGAGAAGGCUUCAUGGUGGAGCAGCAGCUUCCUCUUACAGACCUCACAUGCCCGAGGCAGAGGUGUUGCACAGCGAGUUAAACGUGCUUUCAGAACGCUACUCUGAGAAGUGCCUGGAGCUGAGAGGCUCUGAGCAGAACAGCGUGAGCCUGGACACCCGGCUGGAGCAGAAGAAGAGAGAGAUGGAGCAGCUGCAGAGGGAAAACCAGGAGCUGAAGGCCAAGCUUGCAGAGGAAAUCAGUCGAAUGAGAUUUUUCAUUACGGGUCAAAGGUCAGAUGUGGUCUCACUUUGCAAAACUGAGGCGGCUCCUUUGGAUUUAGAGACAUUAUUGAGAGUAAAGGAAAACGAGAUCCAGUAUCUUAAAAAAGAAAUCAGCUGUCUGCAAAAUGAAGUACACGUGCUGAUGCAGGAAAAAGAAGCGGUCUACAAAAUGUACCAGGAGGCUUAUGUUGAACUAAGCGACAGCAGGGGGCGGAGCCAGCUGGAGCUGGGCUCGCUGAAUGAACAUUUAAGAUUAGCUGACGCUGCGGUGCAGGAGGGGAGAGACCAAGCGGAGCUCUAACACCUAAACAUUACAGCAAAGAAGAGUCUUUAUGGAAAACUGAUCUAACUGCAUCAGAUCUGUUCUCUUUAAACAACGCAGCAUUUCUUUCAAUCAUCUACGUUUAUUUCAGUUUUAAUAAACAUUUCUUUAGUGGACACACUUGUAAACAUGCACACAAGAGUGAAGGUGGAGCCGAAUGAUUCAGAAGACGAGAGGUUUGGGCGUCGAUAUGAAGGCUGCAGGAAACAGCUCAUUCAUCUUGACUGUGCUGCCUGGUUUACUGUGCUGCCUGCUUCUCCAUCAGUCCAUAUUGCAAAACGCCCUGCGGAGUAAACAAUUACCAAAG
Cyprinodon variegatus (sheepshead minnow) is the source of this 1740-nucleotide messenger RNA. RefSeq names its product TRIO and F-actin-binding protein-like. Gene Ontology annotation, molecular function: actin filament binding. Gene Ontology annotation, biological process: positive regulation of substrate adhesion-dependent cell spreading; actin filament organization. The coding region runs from base 279 to 1412 and encodes 377 amino acids. The transcript has 7 exons. The record is from RefSeq and is a predicted model, not a curated record. NCBI's taxonomy places the organism in Eukaryota, Metazoa, Chordata, Actinopteri, Cyprinodontiformes, Cyprinodontidae. Gene Ontology annotation, cellular component: actin cytoskeleton.